Messenger RNA from Ectocarpus sp. CCAP 1310/34, 4497 nucleotides. NCBI's taxonomy places the organism in Eukaryota, Phaeophyceae, Ectocarpales, Ectocarpaceae. The record is from the annotation of a GenBank genome assembly.
CCGUACAAGCACAAAGUUGACGGCAAGUAUGUAGAAUCUUUCGCUACGAACCAAUGGAUCACCCCGUACAAUAUAUGGCUCCUUUCCAAAUACAACUGCCACAUGUGUUUCGACGUGUGCACCGGUAGUGCGAUAGUCAAAUACAUAUACAAGUAUAUAAACAAAGGUGCUGAUUUUAUUAAGGCAAAGAUUCUAUGUGACGGCGACGAGAUCGAGGCAUACCGCUCAGCUCGUUACAUAUCAGCUGCAGAGGCUGCGUGGCGGUUGCUGGGUUUCCAUGUCAUCGAACGUAACCCGUCCGUCAGUUCUCUCCGACUGCACCUUCCCAACGAACAGCAAAUUGUUGUAGACGAAUCUCUUUCACGCGCUGAGCAAAAGUACAUCGUCAAGAAAGACAAGGCCCGUCAGGGGACGUUUUUCAGAGACAAAUUCCGCAUCUAUGUCACACCGCGGUCGUCCGAUAAACAUGUUGCGCGUGUGUCCGUCAUGUCUCCGGACAAAGGUGAUGUUUUCUUCUUGCGCCUGCUUCUACACCAUAAACCAGCAAGAUCUUUCGAACAGUUGAGAACGCACGAUGACACCGUCUACGACACGUUUCAGGACGCCGCCAGAGCAAUGGGAAUUAUAAAGCACGACGACGAGUACAGAAUUUGCUUACAGGAGGCGGUCAUAUUUAACACGGGUAGACAACUGCGUGAACUAUUCGUUACCCUUAUUCUUGACGGCGCUCCGGCCAAAAUAUUGUGGGAGCAGUUCAACCAGGACUUCACCGAAGAUUUGCGAAUAAACAUGUCUGAUCGGGAUGCCAACAACACCGCACUCCGCCAAAUUGAUCUCGGUUUGCAGCACCACGGACGAACGAAUGAGGUCGUUGGUCUGACGGCGGUAGUGCACCUAGAUACCGAAUACAUGCGAUUUAAACACAUGUUCGACCCAGCUCAGAUGAGUGCAUUCGUUGACGAGCACUUGGCAAAUCUCACCCACGAGCAACGGCAUGUGUACGAUACCGUCGUUUCAAGCGUAACAUCAGGCGCCUCGAACCUAUUCAUGAUUGAUGCGCCAGCUGGCACUGGCAAGACGUACACGGAGAGCAUACUGUGCGCCCGUCUCAGGUCCAUGAGCAAAUUAGUUUUGUGUGUAGCCAGUACCGGAAUUGCCGGACUUCAAUUGCCAGGAGGAUGGACAGCGCACUCCAUGUUUAAGCUUCCGCUGGAAGAUAAAAACGUCAGUGGAGCAAUGUGUAAUAUCUCUGCAGAAUCACAACGAGCGGAAGUGCUACGUAAAUGCGACCUUAUUGUUUGGGAUGAGAUUCCAAUGAGUCACCGUUUUUCCGUUGAAGCGCUCAACCUUACACUGCAAGACCUAAUGGGCAAUGACAACAUAAUGGGAGGAAAAACCGUACUCCUCAGCGGCGAUCUACGUCAAAUAGGUCCUUUUAUCAAGCAUGGUGGACCAGCUGGGACUAUUGAUGCGUCGCUCAUAUCCAGCCCGCUUUGGCCUCAUGUACAACGCAUGCGACUAACAAUUUCACAGCGUCAUCGAAAGAACGCCGCGUACGUACGCUGCUUUUGCUCGAAAUGUCGGUAUGUCGGUAUGUCGGUAUGUCGGUAUGUCGGUAUAGGAACACAAGCCCACACAACAGCGAACGACGGUAUCGAUGCAGUGCCGUUAGCAUAUAGACUAUUCAUGAAGUUCCGGACAGACAGCCCGAAAGAUCAGUUUGUCAUCGACAACACGGACUCAUUCGAAGAACUAAUUGACUUUGUUUACCAAGAUAUUCUCACCGCCGACCCUACCGACUUCAAGGCGAGAGCAAUUUUGUCGUCGACAAAUGCCACAAUUGACUUAAUCAACUCCCACGUGCUUGACAUUCUGCCCGGGGACAUGCUAACGGCAUAUAGCUGUGACACAGUUGACCCUCACGAUAAUAACCUUGACUUCGUUGCUACGGCUGAUCUCAACGCAAUCGACGUUUCAGGCGUGCCGCCACAUGCAUUGGAGUUGAAGUUAAACUGCAUGGUCAUGAUAACACGGAACCUCAAUUUCAAGCAGGGUUUGGUCAACGGUCAAAAGGCUAUAGUGCGUGGUUACUCAACACGGAUUGUGCAUGUAGAACUCCUUGAUGGACUGUCCUCUCUAGUUCUGAUACCGCGUAUACGUCUUAAUGCAAAAGUUGGGCGGAACGGGAUCGCUUUCUCGAGGUUGCAGCUGCCGCUUCGCGUUUGCUAUGCCCUAACGAUCAACAAGAGUCAAGGUCAAACUCUGUCCAAAAUCGGGCUUGACUUGCGGUCAGACGUUUUCACGCAUGGGCAACUCUACGUAGCACUCAGCAGGGCGCAGAAGCGAUCGUCGAUUAUGUGCCUCACAUUACCCGCGAGGUUGCGUGGUUCCCUAAACCGUACCGCAUUUGUUGCCAACAUUACCUUUCCAGCUUUCGUUAACGCUGCAACUGACACCAUCACUGACUCACCGCCUCUACCACCGCAAUAUAUCGACUUCAUUGGAUUCACACAUGCGACGAACGACCAGGUCCCCAACAGCGACGAAGGACAACUUCAAGAGGACGACAACCACGACGAUGAACAGACCAUGUCACGACACCCCAACCAGUGCGCUGAUGGCGGCUGGAUUGAAGCCAAAGGGCUUUCGCGAUAGCUCCACACAUUACGUAGAGUGUAGCGGUUCGUGUACCGAAGACAGUACUGGGCGUGCGCUUCCUGUAGCGUUGAGGAUUGGGCGUAUUGGUUCUUUUGCUCUCUAGUGCGAAUUCGUCGUGUCGGGUUUACAUGGAGGUGUCGUGUCGGAAAAACUUGUGGGUAGCGCGUUCGCGGGCUAUGGCAUUAGUUACUGCAGCGACAGUUGCCAUUCGUGGGUGUCGUGUGUCGGAUUCUUCUGGGCGACGCAAGCGCAUGUUCAUGAGUGCUGGCAUUGGUAUUCGCAGGUGUCGUAACGGAUUUGACUAGUGGGAGACCUAGCGCAUUUUCAUGGGUGUUCGCAUGGCUUCAUGUGGUGUUGACAGUCAUGGAUGGUUACUGCAGCCGUUGGUAUUAGCAUGAAUAACGACCGCGAACUAGGAACAAUACGGCGGGCGUUGCCCCCUGACAUUCCUUCUGGCAUCACACACCAUCUAAAUCCUGCCUACACCACACAAGCGUAUACACACACUUAGUUCCCAUUCAUCUUGGGAACCGCUCACAGUGGGCGUGGCGGCGUAAGCCGCCGUAAAACCUUGUAGAGUCUAUAUAUUGUUUUUUUCUCCCAUCAUCGGACUCUGUCGUCUGCCUCUCUAGCCCCUAUCCUCCACUUCUACUAGCUAGACGACCGAACCGGGUUCACAUAGGAGGAGGGGACUGGAUCCCCACCUGCGGUUCCUGCCUGAGAUAUUUUUAUCGCGAGAAGGGUACAGCAAUCCCUUCCCUCGCGACUUACGAAGUCGACUAUGGUUUACUAACAACGAGCUUUCUUUGCAGCGCGUCGCUUUCAUCCUAGAUAGACCGGGAUUCAUUUAGUGAGAAAAAACUCACCCUGCCGGGACUCGAACCCAUGACCUGGCCCUUAGCAGGCUGCGAGGGUACCCACUAGACCACCGGGGCGUCCGGUGUCUGUUGAGGCGUGAUGGAAUGGACUUGAAAAUGAUGGCUCUGGGAGCAUGGUUGGAGUUAGUUCUGGUUGACAUAUCGCCAAACAAGGUCGUGAGAAGUGUGUGAGGUGGAGACUAGAAUUGAGGAGGUGUGGAUUUAUGGUUGGAACUAUGAGCUUGUGAUGGAAUUGCAGCUAGUUGAGAGAAAGUGAGAGAGAGUUGGAGAAAAAGUGAAGCGGCGCAAUGGGAUAGGUACAGGUGAAGCGGCGCAAUUAGCUCGCGUCAGCUGAUGUCGCAUGCUCGCAUGCCCCCCUUUUCAGUGUUCGAUUUCCCUGCUGUUCCCGGCCCACGAAGGCCUAAGAAACACACUUUGAUCGCAAGCAACUUCGAGACGCGCAAACCCACGACCCCACCGGCACAUCAACACACAUAUCUACGCGCGAUAGGCCACCGCCGGCCGAUUCCACGUCACUGGCACCGAAGGAGGGGCGACGCGGUUAGCGCACCGCUUGCGGUGUGUUCUUCCCGUGGUACAGAGAGGUGAGGGGGGGGAAGGAAGUGAACAGCGAUGAACGGAGGGAGGGUUAGGCACUCGGACAACAGGGGUGGCGGUGGGGCUAAGGGCGGUGGGAUGGAUGAGUUGUCGACGGGAGGGGAUGAGUCGGCGGCUAAAGGGCUGUCAGUGAAAGGGGAAGUGUUGACAGAGAGACCUCGGGAGGAAGGGAAAAAGAGGUCGGGUGGAGACGUCGAAGUUGGAGACUCACGUCAGACAAGGGAAUCGCUAUCUAAGAGUGUACAGCAGACAUCCGAGGAUGCACAACGGACAGAGGCUGAGGUCUCUGGGGGAAAGAGUGGAAGGCCUGGGGUAAGUGGGUUUAUGAGGGUAUUGCGCACGCUGGGGGGGCAAGUGUGUCGCA